Messenger RNA from Pelodiscus sinensis (Chinese soft-shelled turtle), 1972 nucleotides. The record is from RefSeq and is a predicted model, not a curated record. NCBI's taxonomy places the organism in Eukaryota, Metazoa, Chordata, Testudines, Trionychidae.
UAAAAAUGGCGAAGAGAAAGAGCAGAGAUGAUGAGUACCGAAAUUUUCAAAAGGAGUGGACAGACUUAUAUGCAUUUGUGGAUAGGUAUGGAUCUCCACACUGUCUCAUUUGUAGUGAAACACUGUCCUCAAACAAAAAAUGGAAUUUAGAGCGGCAUUUCAUGAAAAAACAUGCAGCAUUUGCUACUAAUUACCCUGAGGGUGAUGCGCGAAAAAAAGCUUGCAAGGAGCUGCAGCAACAAAUGAAUGUUGGACAAAAUAGCCUCCUCACAUGCUCAAAAAAAGGUGAAAGCUUAAACUCGGCAAGUUUUGCAGGCUCGUACAGCAUUAUUCGAGAGGGGAAGCCUUUCACUGACGGGGAUUAUGUGAAGAGAUGCAUGCUAAAAAUUGGUCAUGAGCUAUUUGACGAGUUUCACAACAAGGACAAAAUAUUACAGAAAAUUCAAGAUAUGCCAUUAUCGGCAAAAACCAUUCAUGAGACAGCUGUGAAAAUGGCCCAUCAAAUUGAGAAGGUACAAAUGCAAAAGCUGAGCACAGCUGCUUAUUUUUCGUUUGCUUUGGAUGAGACAACCGACAUAUGUGACAUUAAUCAGUUGUGUAUUCUGGGACGAUAUAUUUGUGGGCAUGCUGUGCACGAAGAAAUGAUUGCAAUAUUACCAAUGAAAAAUCAAACAAGGGGCGAAGACAUCCUUAAAACCGUGAUGGACUUUGUAAACGAGAAAGAAAUACCAUUGGAUAAUCUUGUGUCUGUGUGUACAGACAGUGCACCUAACAUGGUCAGCAAAUACAGGGGAUUCCUUACUCUUUUGUCAGAACAGCUGAACCACUUGCUUUUGAACUUUCAUUGCAUUGUGCAUUAGGAGUCACUUUGUGCACAAUCUUGUGGAAUCGAACUCGGAAGUGUAAAACUGGUCGUUUGUAUUGUCAAUUGGAUUCUUUCCCGAGCCCUUAAUCAGCAUCAAUUUCAGUCACUGCUAGAGGAAGUAGAUUCUGAAUACCCUGAUCUAAUAAUGCAUAGUAAUGUUCGCUGGUUAUCCCGUGGCAAAGUUUUGUCUUGUUUUGCCACCUGCAUUAAUGAGAUUAAAUCAUUUUUGGAUAUGAAGGGUGUCAAACACCCUUAGCUUUCAGACUGUGACUGGUUGCUCAAGUUUUACUAUCUCGUCGACAUUACAGGUCAUUUGAAUGAGUUGAACCUUACGCUACAAGGGCAAGGAAAUACAGUCCUAACUCUGCAGCAGGCAGUGUUUAGAUUUGAGUCAAAAUUGACUGUCUUCAUCAAAGAUAUUGAGACGGGCAGACUGGCACAUUUCGAAAAAUUGCGAAUGUUUUGUGAUUCGUAUCAGAGAGAGAAUCCCAAUAACAGCCUUGAUUUGCAGCAGCUCGCUGGGUUUGUUUCUGAACUCCUAAUGGUAUUCAAGUCUCGUUUUGUUGAGUUUCAUAAACACGGUGUUCUAUUUACAUUUAUGAUUCGUCCACAUAAAACAUUCAUUGAAGAACUGGAUUUGACAGUCAUUCCAGGUAUCUCGGUCAGCAAUUUGGAAAUGGAAAUGGCAGAUUUCAAGGAGUCAGAUAUCUGGGUGGAAAAAUUUGUCAAGCUGAAUUCUGAUUUAGAAUGCCUUGCUCAACAACGUGCAGAAUUAGCAAAACUGCACAAAUGGGCUGACAUGAAGAAAUUGGAGCGUGAUGAUCAUCUGAUUCUGCAAACUUGGAAAGAACUUCCUGUCACAUAUAACACCAUGCAGAAUGUCAGCUUGGCCUUACUUUCAAUGUUUGGCUCCACCUAUAUGUGUGAGCAGGCUUUCUCUCAUUUGAAUCACAUCAAAGGUACUUUGCAUUCAAGAUUGACCGAAGACAGCCUGAAUGCAUGCAUGAAGUUGAAUUUGACCAGUUAUGAUGUAAACUUCAAAGAAAUGUGUGAAAAGAUGCAGCAGCCAAAGUCCCACUAAAUAAAUUUCCAUUCCGUCACUGAUAC